CCACCAGCACCAGCACCAGCAGCAGCAGAAGCUUUUAGCAUGACAUGCAAGUGACCGCUAGCCUCAUACCAGCCGCGGCGCGCAGACAUCACUGAAGUAGCAGCAGCGGAAAUCUUCCAGCGGGAAGGAGGGAGGGGAGGCAGAAGGAAGAAGAGCAGAGAGGGGACGGGCAAGAAGAAGAAGAAACAGAAGAAGAAGAAGGGAUACGGGACAUUAUUGGAUCCGACCAGAGUAAAUGUCUCCGUCGAUUCGGUUUCAGCUGUUUUAAAGAUCUGAGAAACAAACAAACAAACAAGCAGCCCACAGCGACAGGAAGGUUAGCAAGCCGCCGCCAUCAUCCCCUCCUCCUCCUCCUCCUCUCCGUCGGAGCGACCGCCGUGUCUUCCACGCCAUGGGGAACGCUGCAACCGCCAAGAAGGGCAACGAGCUGGAGAGCGAGACAUUUGUGAAAGAGUUUCUAGCCAAAGCCAAAGAAGAUUUCUUACGGAAAUGGGAAUGCCCGCCACAGUGCACGACGUGCCUAGAUGACUUUGACAGGAUAAAGACUCUGGGUACGGGCUCCUUUGGGAGAGUCAUGCUGGUCAAACACAAAGGGACAGAGCAGUACUACGCCAUGAAAAUCCUGGACAAGCAGAAGGUGGUGAAACUCAAGCAAAUAGAACACACGCUAAACGAGAAGAGGAUAUUACAAGCAGUGAGCUUUCCUUUCCUCGUCAAACUCGAGUACGCGUUUAAGGACAACUCCAAUUUGUACAUGGUAAUGGAGUACGUUCCCGGAGGAGAGAUGUUCUCUCACUUAAGACGAAUCGGAAGAUUCAGUGAACCACACGCCCGAUUUUACGCUGCCCAGAUAGUGCUGACGUUUGAGUACCUGCAUUCGUUAGACCUCAUUUACAGAGACCUAAAACCCGAGAAUCUCCUCAUCGACCACCACGGCUACAUUCAGGUGACAGACUUCGGAUUUGCCAAGCGAGUAAAAGGCAGAACCUGGACGUUGUGUGGGACGCCGGAGUACCUGGCGCCGGAGAUCAUUCUAAGCAAAGGCUAUAACAAAGCUGUGGACUGGUGGGCCCUCGGAGUUCUCAUCUAUGAAAUGGCAGCUGGUUACCCUCCGUUCUUCGCAGACCAGCCGAUUCAGAUCUAUGAAAAGAUCGUGUCUGGAAAGGUACGAUUCCCGUCGCACUUCAGCUCCGAUUUAAAGGACCUGUUAAGAAACCUGCUACAGGUGGACCUGACCAAACGCUACGGCAACCUGAAAAACGGAGUCAACGACAUCAAAGGCCACAAAUGGUUUGCCACAACAGACUGGAUCGCAAUCUACGAGCGAAAGGUUGAAGCUCCAUUCAUACCAAAGUGCAGAGGCCCCGGCGACACCAGCAACUUCGACGAUUACGAGGAGGAGGAGAUCCGCGUUUCUGUAACGGAAAAAUGCGCAAGAGUUUGCAGAGUUUUAAGACAGAAGAACAUGGCUAUAUCAGGGAAAAAUAAAGGGGACCUUUGCACUCUUCUAACAGACUCUGGAUGGAACGAGGACCAUCUUUAUUUUUCAGAUCUACGUAGUCCCUUCAUUCCACAAGGCUGAAAGAGGUUGCCGUGAUCCUUCAGUGUUGAAAAGCUCUCACCGUCAGAAACACCUGCGUAUUAAAGCAGACACAUCACUUUUUUUUUUGCUUUUUUUUUUUUAUCACUUUGAAGGCAGUUAAUUUUGGAUGUUUUUACUCCCACCUGAAAUGUGAUUGUUUUUCUUUUCUAAGUGUGCGGAGAAGAACGGAGACUGCGGCCAGCAACAGUCCACGCCCCGGCUGACUUCUCCGUGGCCAUUUGACACAAAGUCGAGUGGGUUGUGUUCUCUUUUUGUCAUCAUCGGGGGUGCGACGGAUUAAGUUGAGCCAGCUUACCCUGCAGCAUUUGGUCCUAUGUGCAUAUGUGGGUUUGUACGACAAAGAAACACAGUGGGUGUUUUUUUUUUUUUUUUUUAAAGCAUGACCAAAUAGAAAAUAUCUGGCUGACUCAAGAAGAGAAGUCCUUUCCUUUCUUUGCUUUUUGCCUUAGAAAGCCAAGUCCUCAGAUCGCGUCCUCCGCACCCUCUCAACAGAAUUCACUCUUUUUUUUUAUUUUGGGGGUAUUCUGACCCAGACACAGCAGGCCACAUUGCAGAAAAUGACUAACCUUGCGUUAAAUAAAAUGCAAGUCUACUUAUUUGUUUAAUGUGUUUGGUUCUGAUAGUUACAUUUGAAAGUUAUACUCUGCCAUCUUUCUGUUGGUUGUUUGUUUUUUUGUUUGUUUGUUUGUUUUUUUGUCCUUGUGUUUAAGGUUAGUCAUUGUCCCUCAAUUUUGGGUCUUCUCUGGACCAUCAUCAUGGAAAAAUGCUAAUUCAGUAAAGGGAAGUAAUUGAAUACAAUCCUUUUUAAGGAUUAGGAUUGUUUUUAAGUCAAAAAGGUCAGUGUGAAAAGUGUUGGCGAUUUGCGCCUAAACAUUAUUUUUUGUGUUGAAGUUUUAAAAUUUGAUGAGACAGAAAAGGAAAUAUAUAUAUAUAUAUAAAAAAUCACCCCAACCAUUUUUAUUUUUAUUCUUGAGACCGAAUGUAGGUUUGCAACUUCUAGGUCUGUGUGUUUUGAAAGCUUGAUUUCUACAUUUGUCUCACAGAACACUGGCUACACUGACGACUGCUCCUUUGUAUCACAUGUAACCCUCCUCCUGUUAAGCUCAUAACAUUAUGCGUAUAUGCAUUGUUCCAUAUAUAUGUUUUUAUUUAUACACAUUAGAGAUGCUAAUAAAUUUUAUUUUUAAAAGUG
Molecule: messenger RNA, 2795 nt
Organism: Fundulus heteroclitus (mummichog)
Lineage: Eukaryota; Metazoa; Chordata; Actinopteri; Cyprinodontiformes; Fundulidae
Gene: prkacbb
Product: protein kinase, cAMP-dependent, catalytic, beta b
Biological process (GO): peptidyl-serine phosphorylation
Cellular component (GO): nucleus; cAMP-dependent protein kinase complex
Molecular function (GO): ATP binding; cAMP-dependent protein kinase activity
Source: RefSeq, a predicted model, not a curated record